Nerophis lumbriciformis (worm pipefish) is the source of this 1770-nucleotide messenger RNA. RefSeq names its product tetratricopeptide repeat domain 19 (gene ttc19). NCBI's taxonomy places the organism in Eukaryota, Metazoa, Chordata, Actinopteri, Syngnathiformes, Syngnathidae. Gene Ontology annotation, cellular component: mitochondrial inner membrane. Gene Ontology annotation, molecular function: protein binding. Gene Ontology annotation, biological process: mitochondrial respiratory chain complex III assembly. The record is from RefSeq and is a predicted model, not a curated record.
ACAUUGUCACGUUAUCGAUGUGAAAAUUCCUUUUUAGACAAUAUGAUUUGCCUGAGCGGCUAGGAGACACCGAGAGUAACAAGCGGUAGAAAAUGGAUUAGAAAGGAAAGGUAAAAAAAAAAAAGAAAUAAAAAUAGAAAUAAAUAAAAAACUUUUUUUUAAACUUGGGACUUCCUGUGGGACGGACUUUGGAUGCUGGGGGGAAAUGCAUUAUUAAAUUAAAUGGCUAUUGCAUAUAAAAUAUAUUAGUUAAAAUGAGAACGAAAUACACAAAUAGUACACAUAGAUAAUAAAAUACAUUAAAAGUUAUAUGACUCACUUAAACUGUAAAAAUGACUCGUAAAUAAAUUUUGGGAUGGUAAUAAUUACUAAUAAAAAAGCACUAAGCUAAUAGGUCAAAUGACUAAACAAAUUGAAUUAAUUGGUUGACGUACUAAUAAAAAUAAAGUAAAAUGUCUCAAAACCCAUUUUUGUAAAAGAAGAAAACUGGAGUGCAUGUCACGGGUGAAAAGGAAACAUCACUUCCGCUCCCACGUCAAUAACAAAGAUGGCGGCGUGUGUACGCGGUGUCUCCCUGCGUGCCAGCAGGCUUUUAUCCACCCAGCUGCACAGGGUUGUCGGGCUCCAGACGAGCAGUACUGGGACGCCCCGGCAGUUAACUAGAAAGCACCUUGGCGGCUGGGCGAAGGUGCCGUGGAGAGGAAGGAGAUGCGUGUGGGCGGGAGCAGCGUUUUCGUUGUGGUUGGCCUCGGAUGAUGAAGACGCUCAAGUGAAAGAAGACGAGAUGAUUCUGCUGCUGAAGAAGGCCAAGCUCAGCAUCUUACGGGGUCAGCUGGAGGAGGCGUCGACAUUUCUCCAUGCUGCAGUCGCCAUGGCUCACCACUCAAACAAUCACCAGGCCAUAGUGUACGCCUACAGCCAGAUGGCCAACUUGGCUUACAUCCAAGGCCAGAUGGACCACGCUGAGAAACUCUUUAAGGCGGCCAUGAGCUUCAUGCUGGCAGGCGGGAUGCCGCAGGACGACAACGCCUUUAUUGAGAUGUCCCUCAAACUCGCCGCCAUGUACGCCGAGCAGAACAAGGCGGAGCUUGCGGAGCACGGCUUCACUUUCUGUUUGGACACUCUGGAGGUGAAGGUACAGCAGCUUCAGGAGACGCCAGAAGCUGAUCGGACAGGUGAGACGAGUUUGUUGGCGACGGUAACGAAAAUUGAUGGAAUGUGUGAAGACGAGCAGGAAGUACUAAGGAAGGACACCCGCCUGCUGCUCGGUCUGUGUUUGGACUCGCGUGCUCGGUACCGAGCGUCCACGUUGCACCUGAAGCAGGCUGUCGCCGACUACGAGAAGGCUCUGAGCAUCUGCCGCCAGGAGCAGGGGGAGUCCCACCCCCAGACCGUGGUCCUGAUGAGCGACCUAGCCACCAUCUUGGAUAUGCAGGGUCGCCAUGACGAUGCCCUAGCGCUGAUCCGGCAGGCGGUGGAUCUGGGUCGCUCCUCAGAACACCCGGAGCUACAUGUUCUUGUAGGGAACAUGGCUGGCAUCCUGCUGCACACAGGUCAACUGGACGAGGCCGUCCGGUUCUACGGGGAGGCUUUGCGUCUGGCGCAGCAAGCUGGAGAUCAGAAUGCAGUGGGACACAUCAAGGAGGGGCUGAGUCAAGUAAAGAAGAGGAAGGACGAGUGACGCAGAGCUGGACUCUGAUUGGCUGAAACCAUCCAGACAAGUGUGCUUUAAUUUCUGUGUUGAAUAAAUAAAACAGUUUCAAGUGUGAA